Racocetra persica is the source of this 1115-nucleotide messenger RNA. Lineage: Eukaryota; Fungi; Glomeromycota; Glomeromycetes; Diversisporales; Gigasporaceae. The record is from the annotation of a GenBank genome assembly.
GUGUCUGUACAGUUUUCUUUCCACUUGGAACGGAUGGUUGCGGGGUUUUAUUUGGUACCAAGAAAAAUGGCAAGAAGGGUAAAAUAGACAAGGCAUCAAUCAGCAAACCAACUGAUUUUAGGCACCUCGGACAUAUAGGUUUUAAUCCUGAUACAGGGUUUGAUGUACAAAACAUCGAUCCUUCAUGGAAAAAUCUAUUCGAUCAACUUGGUGAACUGGGUAUCAGUCAGGAAUUAAUUACGCAAAAUGCCGAUUUUAUUAUGCAAUAUGUUGAUGAAAAUGGUGGAAUUAAAAAAGCAAGUAAACCUGCCAAAACGACAACCGGCAAAUCAGCAUCCGGUGUUACAAAAAGAACACCACCACCUCCACCAAGUCGACGUCCUGGAUCCUCUAUAUCUGAUAAACCCAAGGCAAAAUCACCGCCACCUCCACCACCAGUUCGACGCUCGGUUGUCAGCAAUCAAUCGAAUAAUAACGGAUCUUCAAAACAUUCUAGUCCUCCAUCAUCUCCAAAGCAGGUCAUUUUUCCAACAACUCUUAAAGCAACAUCACAUCCGCCACCGCCUCCACCUCCAGUUUCGAGCGUGAAUAAGACUGCACAACCGCCUCCAGUUUCGAGCGUGAAUAAAACUGCACAACCGCCUCCAGUUUCGAGUAUAAAUAAACCAGUACAUCCGCCUCCGUUUCCAAGUGUAAAUAAAACCACACCAAUUUCAAGUACAAAUAAAACCCCGCAACCAUCCGUUCCAAGUGGAAAGAAAACUGUACAGACACCUCCGGUUCAAGUUACACCUCCACCGCCACCGCCGCCACCCUCAGGUUCAAGUGUACAUAAAACUGUACAGCCACCUCCAGUACAGGGUGCAAACCCAUGUCCCACCACGUCAACCAACAUCACAGAAAUUCGUAAUGUGGGUGGUACUUCUAAAGCUGGACUUAAACCUGUUGGGGAGCCAACUCGUCAGUCAACUAUAUCAGAAGAGCCUCAGAGCCCAACCGGUGGCGGAAAUGAUCUUGCCUCGGCGUUAGCAAAUGCACUUUUGAAUCGUGGAGCAGCAAUCCACGGUGAUUCUGAUGAAGACGAAGAUGACGAUGACGAUGAUUGGGAUGAUUAA